Messenger RNA from Staurois parvus, 570 nucleotides. The record is from the annotation of a GenBank genome assembly. Lineage: Eukaryota; Metazoa; Chordata; Amphibia; Anura; Ranidae.
AGGCAUCGGGCCCCCAGGCGGAGCAGCAGGCAUCGGGCCCCCAGGCGGGGCGACAGGCAUCGGGCCCCCAGGCGGGGCGACAGGCAUCGGGCCCCCAGGCGGGGCGACAGGCAUCGGGCCCCCAGGCGGGGCGACAGGCAUCGGGCCCCCAGGCGGGGCGACAGGCAUCGGGCCCCCAGGCGGAGCGGCGGGCGCCGGACCCCCAGGCGGAGCGACAGGUCUCGGGCCCCCAGGCGGAGUGGCGGGCGCCGGACCCCUAGGCGGAGCGACAGGUCUCGGGCCCCCAGGCGGAGCGGCGGGCGCCGGACCCCCAGGCGGAGCGACAGGUCUCGGGCCCCCAGGCGGAGCGGCGGGCGCCGGACCCCCAGGCGAAGCGACAGGUCUCGGGCCCCCAGGCGGAGCGGCGGGCGCCGGACCCCCAGGCGGAGCGACAGAUCUCGGGCCCCCAGGCAGAGCGGCGGGCGCCGGACCCCCAGGCGGAGCGACAGGCACCGAGUCACCAGGCACGACAGUGGGCUCCGAGUCAACUGGCAUGACCGCUGGCACUGGGUCAGACAAUGGAUCGUCUGG